Clarias gariepinus (North African catfish) is the source of this 3583-nucleotide messenger RNA. It is a transcript of the gene supt5h, whose product is annotated as SPT5 homolog, DSIF elongation factor subunit. NCBI's taxonomy places the organism in Eukaryota, Metazoa, Chordata, Actinopteri, Siluriformes, Clariidae. Gene Ontology annotation, cellular component: DSIF complex. The record is from RefSeq and is a predicted model, not a curated record. Gene Ontology annotation, molecular function: protein binding; mRNA binding. Gene Ontology annotation, biological process: regulation of DNA-templated transcription elongation; transcription elongation by RNA polymerase II; regulation of transcription by RNA polymerase II. Bases 136 to 3408 code for a protein of 1090 amino acids. The transcript is spliced from 30 exons.
CGGAAAUAGAAUCUGUGUGCGGAGGCUGUUCAGGGAAAAUAGCCGCAGUUUCCUCAGCGAGGAUUAAAACGAGUCAAACCUGCAUUUUUGCUCGUUUAUAUCAACAUAAAUUACAUUUAAAGCAGAAACACAGUGAUGUCUGACAGUGACGACAGCGACUUCUCGGACAACCAGAGCGAGAGGAGCAGCGAGGCUGAAGAGGUUGACGCUGAAGAGAAUGAAGAGGACGAAGGGCAGGGAAGUGUCGCUGGUAGUGACAAAGCUGAAGAUGAGGGAGAGGACUUGGAAGAAGAUGAGGAGGAGUAUGAUGAAGAGGAGGAAGAGGAUGAUGACCGUCCUAGAAAGAAACCUCGUCAUGGAGGCUUUAUUUUAGACGAAGCCGACGUUGAUGAUGAAUAUGAGGAUGAAGAUCAGUGGGAGGAAGGAGCCGAGGAUAUUUUGGAGAAAGAGGAGGCUGAAGUUUCCAAUCUCGAUCCUGUAGCUCUGGAUGAGGAUCAUUCAGGUUCCCGCAGACUGCAGAACCUUUGGAGAGAUUCCAGAGAGGAAGCACUUGGAGAGUACUAUAUGAGGAAAUAUGCCAAGUCUUCAGGAGGAGAACAUUUCUAUGGUGGAUCAGAAGAUCUUUCGGAUGACAUCACUCAACAACAGUUGCUCCCUGGUGUUAAGGAUCCAAAUUUGUGGACUGUCAAGUGUAAGAUCGGUGAGGAGAGAGCUACUGCCAUUGCACUGAUGAGAAAAUUCAUUGCAUACCAGUGCACUGACACACCACUUCAGAUUAAAUCAGUAGUGGCUCCUGAGCAUGUGAAGGGAUAUAUCUAUAUUGAGGCAUAUAAGCAGACCCACGUCAAAGCUGCCAUCGAAGGAGUCGGAAACUUGCGAAUGGGUUACUGGAACCAGCAAAUGGUGCCCAUUAAGGAGAUGACUGAUGUCCUCAAAGUAGUGAAAGAAGUAACAAAUCUUAAACCUAAAUCCUGGGUCCGGCUUAAAAGAGGCUUGUACAAAGAUGAUAUCGCGCAGGUUGAUUAUGUGGAACCAAGCCAGAAUACAAUAUCACUGAAAAUGAUUCCUCGUAUUGACUUGGAUCGAAUUAAAGCAAGGAUGAGCAUGAAAGACUGGUUUGCAAAGAGAAAAAAGUUCAAGAGACCAGCACAAAGACUGUUUGACGCUGAAAAUAUUAGGUCACUUGGAGGGGAAGUUAGCCACGAUGGUGAUUUUAUGAUAUUUGAAGGCAACCGAUACAGUCGCAAAGGCUUCCUGUUUAAAAGCUUUGCCAUGUCUGCUGUGAUCACAGAUGGCAUUAAACCUACGCUUUCUGAACUGGAAAAGUUUGAGGAUCAGCCUGAGGGCAUUGACCUGGAAGUGGUGACAGAAACAACAGGUAAGGAGCGAGAGCACAACCUCCAGGCAGGCGACAAUGUGGAGGUGUGCGAGGGUGAAUUGAUUAACCUUCAGGGGAAAAUUCUCAGUGUAGACGGCAACAAGAUAACAAUCAUGCCCAAGCAUGAGGACCUGAAGGACCCUCUGGAGUUUCCAGCUCAUGAGUUGAGAAAGUACUUUCGCAUGGGCGACCAUGUAAAGGUCAUCGCUGGCCGUUAUGAAGGCGACACUGGUCUUAUUGUUCGUGUCGAAGAAAACUUUGUCAUUCUUUUCUCUGAUCUUACAAUGCACGAGCUUAAGGUCUUGCCUCGGGACUUACAGCUAUGCUCAGAGACUGCAUCCGGAGUGGAUGCAGGAGGGCAGCAUGAAUGGGGGGAGCUUGUACAGCUGGAUCCACAAACUGUUGGCGUCAUUGUACGACUGGAAAGGGAGACCUUCCAGGUACUUAACAUGCAUGGUAAGGUGCUAACGGUGCGGCACCAGGCGGUGAAUAGAAGGAAGGACAAUCGCUUUGCUGUCGCACUGGACUCUGAGCAGAACAACAUCCACGUAAAGGACAUUGUCAAGGUCAUAGAUGGACCACAUUCGGGCAGAGAGGGAGAAAUCCGGCAUCUCUUUCGUGGGUUUGCCUUCCUUCACUGUAAAAAGCUUGUUGAAAAUGGAGGCAUGUUUGUCUGUAAAACGCGCCAUCUAGUGCUGGCUGGGGGUUCAAAGCCUAGAGAUGUGACCAAUUUCACUGUUGGUGGUUUUGCUCCCAUGAGUCCUCGAAUCAGCAGUCCAAUGCACCCAGGAGGAGGGGGUCAGAUGCAGAGGGGGGGUGGUGGUGGUGGUGGUGGUGGUGGGGGCGGAAUGGGCCGUGGCCGUGGAAGACGAGACAAUGACCUGAUUGGACAGACAGUCCGUAUAUCCCAAGGACCAUACAAAGGUUACAUCGGGGUGGUCAAAGAUGCAACAGAAUCAACGGCAAGAGUAGAGCUGCACUCGACCUGUCAGACUAUUUCUGUGGACCGCCAGCGCCUGACCAGUGUUGGUGCUAAGAGACACGGAGGAAUGACUUCCACUCAUGGUCGCACUCCAAUGUAUGGCUCUCAGACCCCCAUGUACGGUUCGGGCUCUCGGACCCCGAUGUAUGGCAGCCAGACACCCCUUCACGAUGGAAGCCGAACACCUCAUUACGGCUCUCAGACUCCGCUGCAUGAUGGAAGUCGGACACCUGGGCAGAGUGGAGCCUGGGACCCCAACAAUCCCAACACACCAUCAAGGCCAGAUGAGGAUUAUGAAUUCAGCUAUGAUGAUGAGCCCUCUCCGUCUCCUCAGGGUUAUGGGGCCACACCUAAUCCUCAGACCCCUGGCUAUCCUGAAGUGCCCUCACCACAAGUCAAUCCCCAAUACAAUCCACAGACCCCGGGAACUCCAGCGAUGUACAACACAGACCAGUACUCUCCAUAUGCAGCACCAUCUCCACAGGGCUCCUACCAGCCUAGCCCCAGUCCGCAGAGUUAUCACCAAGUGGCUCCAAGUCCAGUUGGUUACCAAAACACCCACUCACCAGCUAGCUACCACCCCACACCCUCACCUAUGGCAUACCAGGCAAGUCCGAGCCCCAGCCCGGUAGGCUAUAGCCCCAUGACUCCUGGGGCUCCAUCCCCAGGUGGCUACAAUCCUCACACCCCUGGCUCAAACAUCGACCAGACCUCCAAUGAUUGGGUCACUACAGACAUUGUGGUGCGUGUCAAGGACACAUUUCUGGAUGGAGCAGUCAUCAACCAGACAGGCGUCAUUCGUAGUGUCACUGGCGGAAUGUGCUCAGUCUAUCUGCAGGACACGGAUAAGGUGGUCAGCAUUUCAAGUGAACACUUGGAGCCUGUGACUCCAACCAAAAACAACAAGGUGAAGGUGAUUUUGGGAGAAGACAGAGAGGCCACCGGUGUCCUGCUCAGUAUCGAUGGGGAGGACGGCAUCGUCCGAAUGGAACUGGACGAGCAGCUCAAAAUCCUCAAUCUCCGCUUCCUUGGAAAACUGGAUGUGUGAAAAGAAAAACGAGCUGUAUACAGUCACAUUGCCAUCAAGAAUUACUUUUUAUUUGUGUCCCAAUUCAAAUCAAUAAACUUUUUUUUUUUUUUUUAAAUCAGUGUUUUAGUGGCUAUAGAUCAUCAUUCAUAUUGCUUUUUGGAAAAAUGUCCAUAUCAAUAAAAAUACAAAACAU